Messenger RNA from Oreochromis niloticus (Nile tilapia), 1946 nucleotides. Its product is annotated as interferon-induced protein 44-like. The transcript is spliced from 8 exons. The record is from RefSeq and is a predicted model, not a curated record. The coding region runs from base 16 to 1614 and encodes 532 amino acids. Lineage: Eukaryota; Metazoa; Chordata; Actinopteri; Cichliformes; Cichlidae. Gene Ontology annotation, biological process: immune response.
AGUGUUAAAGUUUUUAUGACACACAGACAUGAUUGUCCUCUUAUCAGGCUAAACGUCCUCGUCUGCGCUCCGUGCCCAGUGCGCGCUCCCGACGCACGGGUAACAAACUCUGCCGGUGUUUGGCACAACACCUGGAAUAACUACCUUGGCACACCUGUCUGUAGUCCUCCAUGCGUUUACAGCACGGACCGCGAUCCCUGCUCACAUUCCCUCGUCCGCCUGGAACAGGAGAUUCAGUCACUUUCUUUACUGUGCUCAAACAACCAAGAGUCCAAAAUGAACCCCAGACUAACACAAAGCCAGCAGAGAACAAUCUGCACUCAGCUGGGAAGAGCCAAACUAAAGCUGCUGUACAAGGCCAGCAUCCACGGCUUCACCGGUGCAGCAUUUCACCAAAGAUGUGACGACCGCUCUCCCACUGUGUCUGUGGGCUACAACAACUCUGGUUUUGUGUUUGGAGGCUACACCAAACAACCUUUUAGUCAGUCUGGACAGUACGUGAAUGAUGAUCAGGCUUUUCUUUUUACAUUUAAUGCUGAAAACCUCAUCAAAUAUCCGGUUAAUAAUUCUGCAUAUGCAGUGAAAAUGAUAGCUAACACUGGGCCUUAUUUUGGAGAAGACUUGGUUCUUGUCAGUGGAAGCCAAGCGGUAACGUACAGCAAUCCAGGAAAUUAUUACAACUUCCCUGCUGCAGAGAUGUAUGGCAAUGAUCUCAACCUAACUGAGUGUGAAGUCUACCAAGUGGAGGGAAGCACUGAACUUGAGAGGCCAUGGAGGACUGUAACCUGGGAAUCUAAGAAGAGGACGGAGCUGACUGAGAGCAUUAAAAGCUACAAACCCACAGUCAGCUCUGUGACUCAGCCUCGGGUUUUGCUCAUUGGACCAGUUGGAGCUGGAAAGUCCAGCUUCUUUAACUCUGUCAACUCUGUAUUCAGAGGCCACGUCACCAGCCAGGCCAUAUCUGGCUCCUCCUCCACCAGCCUCACCACACAGUUUCGCACUUACUCUGUGAAAGCUGGCCGUGAAGGGAAACCUCUGCCAAUAAUCUUGUGUGAUACCAUGGGACUGGAGGAGACCAAAGGGGCGGGGCUUGACAUUGAUGACCUCAGCAGCAUCCUCAAAGGUCACCUGCCAGACCGUUAUCAGUUCAACCCUUCAGCUCCUCUGCAUCCUGAGGCCCACGGCUAUCGCACAUCUCCUGGACUCAAGGAUAAGAUCCACUGUGUGGUCUAUGUUAUUGAUGCUUCCAAGGUCUCCAUCAUGCCCACAGGGCUGGAGGACAAGCUGGAUGCUAUCCGCAGAAAGGUCAACCUAAUAGGUAUUCCUCAGCUGGUCCUCCUCACUAAAGUAGAUGAAGCCUGCCCCUUGGUGAAAGAGGAUGUGAGAAACGUUUAUAAGAGUGGCUACAUUAAAGAUGUGAUGCAGGAGGUCGGCUCUCGGCUCGGUGUGCCGUUGUCCUGUGUUGUUCCGGUGAAGAACUACAGCGAGGAGUUGGAGUUGGACAUGAAUUGUGAUAUCCUGUUGCUCAGCGCUGUCAUCCAGAUGCUUCGCUUUGUUGAUAAUUACUUUGAUGAGCUCAGUGACCGAAUGAGUAACAUGCAAACCAAAGACUAGGAGAAGACUGAGGAGAUGAUGUAAUAUUCUGAGCAGCUUUCCUUUCAAAUGAUUUAAUCAUGUACCUGCAGGUGAUCCUACUGAGUACUAGUUCCCUUUGUUAACUGGGGUACUUGAAGGGAGAAAUUAGAAGCUAAACUACUAAUUUGAAGGCUUCUUAUAUUGUGGUUAUUGGGAGAUAUAGUAUCUGUACUUUGUCUGGGGACAUCCAGUUUCUCCCUCCAAAAGUUUGUUGAACUGGUUCUUAAUUUUAAUUGAGCUCAGCAACAGAAAAUAAUGACAUUAAAGGUCAUCAGUCUCAAGAUAAUAAAUUAUUUUGAACAUUGUUAUUA